This is a messenger RNA of Patiria miniata (bat star), 2917 nucleotides long. Its product is annotated as flocculation protein FLO11-like. The record is from RefSeq and is a predicted model, not a curated record. The coding region runs from base 281 to 2014 and encodes 577 amino acids. NCBI's taxonomy places the organism in Eukaryota, Metazoa, Echinodermata, Asteroidea, Valvatida, Asterinidae. The transcript has 2 exons.
AGUAAUCAAAGUUCGGAUCCCAAAUAAAAAGGUUUGUAACGCGACACGUUAAGGUGCUGAUUUUGUUUCGGGAAAAUCUAGCCCACAGAAGAGAACAUUCGAAACAAGAUCCUCAAACGCUAAGUGAGUGCAGAAACUUAACUUGGCACUACUGAUGCCAGAACUGAACGAGACGAUCGAAUAUUUUCCAGGCUAGUCGACGUAUAUGGCCACCAAAGGAGGAAGCUCCUCAGGGAUUUGUGAAAGGAAAUUGGAAGAAAGAAGCUAGUGGACCGGUAAAAUGGAGAACAGGCUGAUGGCCAACCGACCGUCGACAGGGAGGACGCUACCGCCGCUCGUCACGGUUCCAGGUCCCUCGGCCAAAUCCGGUGCCCAGCUGCAGACAGGUCGGUCCUUCGACAAGGCCCUACGGAACAUCGGCCAGGAGCAGACCUACUCCCGGCGGAUUCUGGAUAACGAGAAGCAACAGAUCAAAGCCCGCUAUGAGCGGCUGAAGAAGAAGGCCUCCCAGAUCCGGUCCAACCUGACCCCGGAGCAGAUCGCCGAAAUCAAGGGGAUGGAGAGGGCGACUCCCAACGCUCACAGCACCGCCGAGGCCGGUAACAAGGUGGAGCUGAGGAACCAUAGUGCGCGAUUAACCGCUCAGCGCGGCCAGAGAAUCUCCCUGGAACUGACUACCGCCCCAACAGGUUCGGCCGCUAACGCGUACGCCAAGCCACCCACUGCCUCGCAAAAACGUCCCAAGUCGUUGCGGGCAGAGUCCGCCAUCAUCGUCCCAUCUGCGCUUGCGAUGGGUCAGAAGCGAGUCCGUAAAUCAGCGACCUCAGCUAAACCGGACUUCAAGAGCAAGGAGGACGCGAUUCCCAAAACAACUGGGGCGCAGAAACCCGGUUUGACUAAAAAGAAGUCUGCCGAAGACGUAAGAAAAUUAGACACUUCCACGAUGACAUCUUGGAGCGCCUCGCGUCCGAUACCUAUACCGCAAACCACGACAUCGGAUGUUCUGUCCAAACCCAAAGAGGGAGAAUUGAAAAGGGACCGCUCUGCAACGUUCAUAUGCGGCCCACUCACCGGCGGUAAUUCACCCACCAAGGAGGAGCCAAGCAUUGCUGAGAUGCUCAACCGUCCACGGGCCAGCUCAGCCAUGGGCAGGUUGCAAACCAUCCCGGCAAACUCUUCCACACAUCUGCCCACCGUCCCCGAGGAAGUUCGUAAAGUUUACUCCCCGGUGACCACGCGUAAGUUCUCUACGCCCUACCCGCCCACACGGCCCAAGAGUUCCAUCUGUGCUCCAUCCUCCACGCAGAUCUCAUCCGAGCACCGGCUAGCGCCCGUCAAUCAGGCUCUUCGGUUUGGUCGCAAAGUUUCAAGUAUCACCCCAUCCUCUGCCAGGCCUGCCAGCAGACGCAAGUCAUGCCACGCCUUGCCCAGCCCUAGCCCCGUCAGCGCCCCCGUCCGUUCACCACCAGGAACCGCCUCAGUGGAGCCGCCGGCGGCGUUCUCGUGCCACGAGCCCAAACUUGAGGACGUCCUCUCUCGCUCGUACCCGGCCAAAACCCCGGCUGCCAUCCGGCGGAUUUCCACCGCGGUCUCGCCUUUUCAGGAAUCUCGCGUGAGGAAGCUAGAGGAGUUGAGAGAGGCACGCCUUGACGACAACGAGUCGCUGGCCCUUGAACUUGAGCAGCGUAAGGAGAAACUCAUGAAGGGCCUCCAGCACAUUGGAGGGCGCCCUCAAGACGAGGGGAAAGAGGAAUCCGUGCAGGCCAAACCGGAGGAGGUGCCAACCUCACCAGCAAAACUCAAAAUGGAAAAACACGUGGAUUGCAACAGCAAUCAGGAGACGGUAGAGAUCGAGGAUAAAGGCCCGAACACCGCAUGGCGCGAAGAGAUGAUGAAAAUACGCUACCUCCGUCUUCCCAACGACAACGAGGAAGUCAUAACAAGCGACAUGUUGACCCUGGCAACGGCGCAGCAUAAAGCUGUCUCAAAACUGCGCAAAAUGGACAGUAUAUAGCUUAAAUCGCCUUCUGAAUCACCCAAAGGAUCAUAUAAGUCCGUCAAAUAUGGCCAUCGAUCGUCAUAAUAUUUCAAAGACUGAAACGUGAUUAAAUUAACUGAGCUUAGAAAGUAUACAUUGAUAAAGAACAACUAUUAAAAAUUAAAACUAAUCGUUUGCAGCUAUUCAACAGGAAAUUCUUUAAAAGUAUCUCUUCUGAUGAGACAAAUCUUAACGAAAAUGCUUUGCAAUACCAAAAACAGACACACAGUCAAUAUUCAGUGCUUGAGAAACAAAAUAAUUAAAAAUGAUUUUGUUCUAUUUCACAAGGAAAUGUUUAUUUCUUUAUGCUCGGUCUCCAGAUUAUCCUCGAGAUAAUUAUGACAGACGUAAUAUCCAACUAGCGCGCUGCUAUUGUGUCAACCAUGUCCAAAAGGUUAACAGACCAUAAUGCGUUCGGGCGGGGUCAGAGGGCAAUGGGUAUCGUUCAUUGCUAAUAAAACAAAAUAGCAAAGAAUCUCCUGAAACACCCACAACGCGCAAAGCCCGCCGCACACGGUGAGCUACGUGCUGAGCAAACGGCCUCAGAGUCUUUUGGCUCGGCACGUAUAGCUCUCGUGCGCGGCGGGCUCUCGUUCUAUAUACAAACCAAUCCAAAAGCACAGAAUUCAGUGCGCCAGUUGGGAGGCCGUGGGGAGGCCACAUCGCAUUAAUUUGUGACAAUUUGGUGGCCGUUUUGAACACUAUAGCUUCCACAACAUGUGGCCAUAACUGCGGUGUCCCGUAAGUGUUAUAUGAUCACAUGCUCCGGAAUGUUCAUGUAUGUUUUGAACAUACAUACCCAUAACUCUUCAAACAAAAAGACUUUUUUUUCCUAACGAAUUUUGAAUUCGUGUGUUUUUAGCUCAACAAAUCAUCAUG